Molecule: messenger RNA, 504 nt
Organism: Truncatella angustata
Lineage: Eukaryota; Fungi; Ascomycota; Sordariomycetes; Amphisphaeriales; Sporocadaceae
Exons: 2
Coding region: 1-504 (167 amino acids)
Source: RefSeq, a predicted model, not a curated record
AUGAACACAAAUGAGGACUGGCAACGAGAAGUUCAUCUGGUCUUUUCAAUUCCAGAGGAGUACUGUGAAAUCAAACAGACUGUCGGCUGCUUUAUGCACAUUCACGUGGCACCUAUGCAGACCACAGACCUCGACCAAAAGUACGCGAUGGUCCAGCUGCAAAUCAUCCUAAACGUAAUCUCGUACUACGAUGCAGCCAUCACACAGAUCAUGCCGGCUGAGGGGAGAACAAUCUAUAGGCCCACUCCAACAUCAAGAAGGUCCCGGAAGCCACUAUUUUUUAUCUUGGAGAAGAUCAAAAUGAAGCCAAUGGUCUACCGUGAGAUGGGCCAGGAUAAAUAUCAAUCCUGGAAUUUCGGCCAUUUGACCAAUCAGUGCGGUAACAUCGAGUUUCGUCGACCACCCGGAGUCCAAACCGCCGCGGAUGCGAAACCCUGGACAGCUUACACUCUUAGUUUCAUCAACAUGGCCAUAACCAUGUCCAUUGGAUGGGCUAAGGUUUAG